AACCGCGGACGCCAUUUUAACCAGUGGAUGACAGAAGAAGACUCCAAGAUCAACGACACACGUUUAUCUACAUCAGGCGUUCUGAAAAGGUUACAGACAUUUUCUGUGCAGACAUUUAACAAAAGGAAAGCCCCUGACGUCCAGAAAUGGCAACGGGAGCCAACGCAACCCCGCUGGGGAAGCUGCACCCGAGUAUUGGCGCUAAGCGAGGCUUCGACUCCGGGCCCGGCACGGGUCUGAUGGCUCCGCCCGUGCCUGCGAUGUCUUUCCCGCUGCAGACCUUCCAGCAACCGCAGUUAUUAAACCAAGGCUUCCCCCAGUUCCCUGGAGCCGUGAGUUCUGCGCUCUCAAACCCGGUUGGAAUAGGGAUGCAGGCACAGACGGGUAGUGGAGAUUUCGGCCAGAAGAAGCGGAAAAGGAGCCGAUGGAGCAGCGAAACCCCCGAUCAGAAGACCGUUAUCCCGGGCAUGCCCACUGUGAUCCCUCCCGGGCUGACCCGCGACCAGGAGCGAGCUUACAUAGUCCAACUGCAGAUUGAAGACCAGACACGUAAACUGCGUACAGGAGACCUGGGAAUCCCUGUUAACCCUGAGGACAGGUCUCCAUCUCCGGAGCCCAUCUACAACAGCGAGGGGAAGAGGCUUAACACACGUGAAUACCGCACACGCAAGAAAAUAGAGGAAGAGAGACAUUCUCUAAUUACUGAGAUGGUGGGACUCAACCCUGAAUUCAAACCCCCUGCUGACUACAAACCCCCAGCUACUCGGGUCAGUGAUAAAGUGAUGAUUCCUCAGGAUGAAUAUCCGGAGAUUAAUUUUGUUGGACUGCUUAUCGGGCCUCGUGGCAACACUCUGAAGAACAUUGAGAAGGAAUGCUGUGCGAAGAUUAUGAUCCGUGGCAAAGGCUCAGUGAAGGAAGGGAAGGUGGGUCGUAAGGAUGGACAGAUGCUGCCUGGUGAGGAUGAACCUCUUCAUGCCCUGGUCACUGCUAACACAAUGGAGAAUGUCAAGAAGGCUGUAGAGCAGAUACGUAACAUCCUCAAGCAGGGGAUUGAGACACCCGAGGAUCAGAAUGACCUAAGAAAAAUGCAGCUGAGGGAGCUGGCACGGCUCAAUGGCACUCUAAGAGAGGAUGACAACAGGAUCUUGCGUCCAUGGCAGAGCACAGAGCCUCGCAGCAUCACAAACACAACUGUGUGCACAAAGUGCGGUGGAGCUGGUCACAUUUCUUCAGACUGCAAAUUCACCAGUUCUUUUGCUCCUCGGGCAGGAGAGCCACCCCAGUCUGCCCAGGAUAAGGCCCGAAUGGAUAAAGAGUACCUGUCCCUCAUGGCUGAGCUUGGAGAGGCUCCAGUCCCUUCCUCUGGUGGGGGCCACAGCAACCCUUCCCACAGUGGACCACGUCCAGCAGGACCAACCAACAACCAGCCACCACCAAAUCGUCCACCUUGGAUGAAUUCAGGCCCUGCUGAUAACAGGAAUUACCAUGGCAUGCAUGGGGGUCCUAGUGGCCCUCAUAACUUUCCUCCACCAAUGCCGAACAUGGGUGGCCCUCCCAUGCCUCCAAACCCCAACGGAAUGCCUCCCCCCUGGAUGCAGCCUCCCCCUCCUCCAAUGGGCCAAGGCCCAGCUCCACCUGGACACCCUAUUGGUUUAUUGCCCCCACCCAUGGGGAUGAUGCCCCCACCUCCACCUCCCCCCAACAACCAGCCACCACCUCCACCCUCAGGACCUCUGCCACCAUGGCAACAGCAGGCUCCUCCCCCACCACCUACCAGCAGCAUGGCAACCAGUGCUCCUCUACCAUGGCAACAGAAUACAACCACAUCAUCUACCCCUGGUACUGGAAACCUGCCUCCCUGGCAGCAGCCUCAACCGACGGCCACCUCUGCCACUCAGCCCCCUCCACCCAUGGGCGGCUCUAUGGUUCCCCCUCCACCUGGGGUCCAGCCCCCACUUCCGCCUGGUGCACCUCCCCCUCCACCACCCCCUCCACCUGGCUCAGCAGGCAUGAUGUAUGCACCCCCUCCCCCACCCCCACCCAUGGACCCUAACUUUGUAACCAUGAUGGGGAUUCCUGGAAUGCCGCCUUACGGGAUGCCCCCAGCACCUCCACCUCCUCCACCCCAGAGUUAAAGCCUCUGUGUAGUCUUUAUGGCCCUGUGACCGUGCGGUGAUGCCUAAAAUAUAUAUACAGAUACACCACAGGACUAUACCUAGUUCUGUUCAUUUAACAGCUUGAUGUGUUUAGUUGCUAAAGGUUUUUUUUUAAUAUUUUUUUUAUAUAUAUUAGCUUCGGUUAACAUUUUUUGUUUUUGUUUUUUGUUCUUUCUGUUUGGACAAAGAAAUCGAACCAGAGACUGAGAGAGAUGUUGUUGGACUUUGUAAAUUUCUUAAAUUGUUAAUGAUUUUAAACUAGUUAUCGAUUGAUUGGUAGAAUAUUUGUUCAUGCUGUUAAUGUUGAUGUGCUGGAAAUGUGUAUUGAUUUUUUUUGUUUGUUUAUUUUUCCUGCCAGCCUACUUUUUCAUGUUUUCUUUACUGUACCUCUCCAGUGGAAAAAAAGGAAAAUACAGUGAUUCAAUUAACAAUGUUACAAUAAUAACAUUAUUUUUGUUUUAUUCACAGUACCCCCCCACACACCCCGUUUUAAUUUGACCGGUUAUUUACAAUUAUUGCCUUCAUCAAAUAUAUUUCAAUAUUUUUGUAAUUAAACAAGAGUAAAUAAAAGUUGGCAUGGCGUCAGGUCGAGUUGAAGCUCUCAUUUUAGUGUUG
Molecule: messenger RNA, 2771 nt
Organism: Xyrauchen texanus (razorback sucker)
Lineage: Eukaryota; Metazoa; Chordata; Actinopteri; Cypriniformes; Catostomidae
Product: splicing factor 1-like
Exons: 12
Coding region: 147-2135 (662 amino acids)
Biological process (GO): regulation of mRNA splicing, via spliceosome
Cellular component (GO): nucleus
Molecular function (GO): zinc ion binding; mRNA binding
Source: RefSeq, a predicted model, not a curated record